Messenger RNA from Chlamydomonas reinhardtii, 1121 nucleotides. RefSeq lists its product as uncharacterized. The transcript is spliced from 4 exons. Bases 324 to 518 code for a protein of 64 amino acids. Lineage: Eukaryota; Viridiplantae; Chlorophyta; Chlorophyceae; Chlamydomonadales; Chlamydomonadaceae. The record is from RefSeq and is a predicted model, not a curated record.
GAGAUCAAUUGAAAGCUGCCAGGAAAGCUGCACCCAAGCCCGCAAUUUUGUUUGACCCUUGUAUACAUAUCACGCAUAGGUUAAGCGCUGGCCUAACUACUCGUAUCCAUAUACCUAGCGCCUGACGAGGGGCUGAGGCUGAGGCUGUCCUUUCUCGGACGUGGAUCAAAGCGCAGGAGGUCUGGCCCAGUCCUUAAAUCUAAUGGCGCCCACGCAGCGCGUAAUAACAACUUGGAGCAGCAGGCGUUGGAUGACGAGUAGGGUCGCAACCCCCCUCGCCAUCCUUUGUCACCAGCGGGCCAGCACGGCCGUCCACGGCGACGAUGGCAUGGACACAGUACCAAUGGUGUUGUAAGGUCGCCUCUUUGGGGCCACGUCAAGUGAGCAUCUACGGGGUAAUCCGAUCCCGACGGCGUCGUGGACGUGGACGAGGAGGGCGGCCAGGCAGGGCAGCUGCCACAGCAGCCGCUGCAACAGGGCCACCGGAGGAGCUCCGGCGGCAGCACCACUGCUGCUAACGGGGCGGCGGCGUGCCAGGAUGGUAGUUCUGGUACCGGGGCAGCAGCGGCCGAGCAGCAGCCGGCGGUGCCUGGGCAGCAGCUGCCACAGGCACAGCAGCAGGCGCAGCAGCCCGAUUGGGGCACGCUGUUCACGGCGCUAAGCCUGGGCGGAGGCGGCGGGCGCAGCAGCCAGCGGGCCGACCCCAUUUGGGCAGCGGCGAGCAUGAACCGUGGCGGUUGCGGCGGCGCGGGCGACGGAGUUGGAGUGCGGCGGCCUGGCGCGACCGCAGGGCAACCCGGUUGCUACAGGGCGACAGCGGAUGGGCGCUCACUGUACAAGGUCCGGGACCUGGAGUAGGUGAGCGUGGCCAGCUUGGGGGUUUGGGGGAGGGGAAGCGCGGGCCUGGCUGGUUUCCUGGUUUGCGAACGGGUGCGCGUCUGCGAACCAAGAAAGAAGCCGGCUGAGUGUGACACACUGGAGAGUUGACACAUUCCAUGUGUGAGAGUGUUUCUCCUGAAGCCUUAAAGGACAUAACUUCAGCAAUUCACUGGUAACGCGAGGCAAGCCGGGACCCGCGUCGGCGGCGCCGCCGUCGGUUUUCGGCCUAUGGAAUCUUCCAA